Messenger RNA from Lymnaea stagnalis (great pond snail), 34076 nucleotides. NCBI's taxonomy places the organism in Eukaryota, Metazoa, Mollusca, Gastropoda, Lymnaeidae. The record is from the annotation of a GenBank genome assembly.
GCAUCAUGUAAUAAAAUUGUGUUAUAUGGUAGUGUGGCAAGAUGAUUUUCGUAAGUUUCCCCACUGCGCCGCUCACCAACAUUUUAGCGACGUCGAUGUUGGAUAUGUGCAUCACUUUCAUUUCCAUAAAUGUAGGCGGCUACCUCGGCAAACGCCAGUGGUGUUGAUAUAUGCGGUUAACAACUUUUUUAUGUAGACAUCUGUGGUGUUUCGCGCUGAUUCAGCCAGCUGGUCCUGAGCUAUGACUUUGAAUAUUUGUGUAUUUCGGCAUUUGAAGUGUUCUAGGAAUGCGUUCUUAUGAUCAUCUACUUGCUUAUUUGUUAUAAAUCCGCAGAGCCUUCCCUAUAAAACAUACAUUAAUUUUACCCAGUAACACCGCAAAAUGCUCAGAUGUAACGUGUCCUACGAAAAGCAUUCAGGAUAUAUGUUAAUGUGGCGUCUCUUAGCUGUCGCAUAUUCUGCUCCAACUUAACCAGCGGGAAUAGGCGCAACAAGUUAAAUGCGGGAAAUAAUCUAUAGGCGCUUGAUUUAAGACUUUAUUUCCUCUAACUGGCGGUAAUGGCAAAAAGUCACCGAACAGCAGAACGUUGAUUCAUCCGAAAAAGGCUUAGCUAUUUUUUAAUUGUUUCAGACGUGAGUCUCCUGUGCAUAUAAUCUCAUAGGGAACCAUUGAGAUCUAAUCUAUGAAGAGAGAGGAACUCAGUGUUCUUUCCAUUGCAGGUGCAUGGUUCUGUGGGAGUUAUCAAUCAAGAGUGGCAUGUUGACAAGGCUACAAUUUACAAUCCUUCUGUAAUGGCAACGUCAGCAAGCCGUGUAAUGUACUUCCGGUUACUAUUCGCGCUGCUACUCCAGUUAAUGUUCGAGCUUCUUCUUCUUUUAUAUCUUAAGGGCCCACUAUCAAUUUAUUGAUCAUUCUGGCUCCUAUGUAUGUAGAGUGAUUUGCAAUAUUUCUGCGCCUGGUAUUGAAGAGAGUAUUUCACUGGUUGCAAGGGCUACUCAGCGAGGGUAUCGUGAACUGGGGUUUGGAAGGCCUGAGGCAAUAGACGGAAAUGUGCCAAGUGUUGUCGGCUCAACUGUUCCAUUUAUAAGUUUGUUCCAGUUCAUGAUUGUUUUUGGCAGGAAUGAGCAGUUCCUGUACUGCGUACGGUCUUUGUGUGCCGCAACUGCCAGUUAUGGCCUCGUUGCUGUCUCUGGGGAGAGGGACGAGUUUCUGUUUAAUGCUGAGGCAGUGAACUAGCCCAUAAUUUAUAGUGUAAAUCAUGGAGAACCUGGAUAGUCGUCGUCGUUCCUCCAAUAGUGACCAGCCAAGUGUUUCCAGCAUGCUGCCAACACUAGAGGUAUUCCUGUAGCGGUUCAGGACAAAGCGUGCUGCCCGUCGUUGGACCGCCUCCAACCUUUCGAUGCUCUUCUGGCUGUGUGGGUCCCAAACUAAAGAUGCGUAAUCUAAAAUCGGCCCGACAAAGGCUUUAUAGGCUCUUCUUCUACAUGUUUUCAGUAGCAGCGGUUAAUUUGGUUCUUGAGAAGUGGUAAGUUUCUCUCGAUGAUUGUUAUACUACCUUUAUUUGUUGCCGUAUGCUGCCUAAGCAUGUUGAUGAAUCACUCUCUCUGGCCUAGAUUCGUGGCUUCUUGUGCACUUAGUAACUGUUCAUCGCUCAUUGUCUGCUCGUAUAAUUAUUUUUCUUAUUCGUGUUUUAUAUCAACUGAUGAUGAGUCGUAGACGAUCUGGAAUGCAUGUGUCUCCUUAAAUUUAAAUGCAUUCUCUAGUUGUCUUGCCUCACUCUUUGAAAUUUUGCAUGUCUGCAUUGAUUUCUUUCAGGGAUUCCUCACGAGCAAGACAGGCUCUCUUACUCUGUAGAAGUCUUGUAGCAAAUUUUAUGGCAUGUAUUGCAAAAGGAGACUAUAAUACAAGUUCUCUUGUUCUGAAGAAUCAACUAAGUGUGGUACUGUUACAACUAUUGAGACAUUUCUUAUUGGCAUCUUUGAAUUGUCGGUAAGCUGAAUUAUUUUCCUCCGUUUUCCUCAUUUACAGAAAGUUAUGUAAAAAAAAAAAAAAAUAUUUGAGCACGAGACAGCCAUAACUUUCCUACAUUAUUUUUACAAAAUGCUCUUUGGUUCAUAAUGUCUUAUGUUUAAAUUAUAGAUUUUAUACCAGAAAAAAAUGUGUUCUUCCUCUUCUCUUUUUACACGUCCUUUUAUUUGAACCAGUGUUUAUGGAAUUAAUUGCUAAAUAAUAUUGUUUUCAUGGGAUUACUAAUAUAACAGUUCCUGUAUAGUUUCACUCUGUUAAAGGAUUUAGAACUAUGUAUUAAUAUCAAUCCAUUUAGUGCAGUGGCUCUCAAACUUUUCCGACAAUCGCCCCCUUUGGCCAAUAAAGUCGUUCUGACAAAUAUUUUCUGAAUCAAAAUACAAAUUUUCAUGAGCCUCUAAGUUAAUUAAUUACACAACUAAAUGUAAAAGUGUAACAUAUAUUUGAAAAUUAAAUUUAAACUCAAAUGAAAUUUUCCACUUUCAUUACGUCCUGCUAUUCCCUUUGGCCAAUAUCUCAAAACCCCCCUAAAAUCUUUUUUAAAUAACGUUGUUUGAUAGUGCGAACUUAAGUUUAAAUGUAUGUUAACUGCACAAAACGUCGGUUUAGAUGUUAUUCUUUUGAUGUAGGAAUUCUGUUUUUUUAAAUAUAGUUCAGGAGCAAGGCAAAAUUUUGUGUAAUUUUUUUUUUAUUGAAGAUAUCAUUUCAAAUACGUUAAUGUUACAGAUAUUUAAAUUGGUAAAUAUAUUACAUUUCGAAUUUAAAAAUAUGUUUUCUUUUUAGUAACUGAAGAUCAUAGGCGUGAAAAAGGAUUGGACAAGCAUCUUUUAUAUGGAAUAUAAAAAAUGUCUCAAAACCCAAUGAUAAUAGAAACGUCAAUAUCUACACACAGACAUAGAUGCUACUUUAAAACUAUGGAAAGUUUGCUUUACUGUUUUCUAAAAAUAGGCCUAUAAUUUUCAUUGGAAAAGUCAGAUUUUUUUUUUUUUUUGUUGUUGUUGCUGUUUGUUUGUUUGUUUUUGAGGAUUUAAAAAAUCAACACCCGAUUCAGUAAAAUACGUAGUUUAGACCUCGCAAUAAGUCAUUAGUACCCGAGUAACACCAGGAAAGUUUGCUUUACUGUUUUCUAAAAAUAGGCCUAUAAUUUUCAUUGGAAAAGUCAGAUUUUUUUUUUUUUUUUUGUUGUUGUUGCUGUUUGUUUGUUUGUUUUUGAGGAUAUAAAAAAUCAACACCCGAUUCAGUAAAAUACGUAGUUGAGACCUCGCAAUAAGUCAUUAGUACCCGAGUAACACCGGGUCAUGGAGUCACAUCUUCUCUAAUACUUUAUUUUAGGCUGUUACUUUAUUUUUAUUUUGUUCCUUAUUUUCACAUUUGUGUUCGCAGAUGAGGGGCUCUUCUUCAAUAUUUCGUUUCAUUAUUUUUCACCUGCCCAGUAACUUAGUUAGGGUUAUCACCGAUGGGGCGGGCCUUGAAUUUUGCGCCCCCACCCUUUUUUUUCCCACGAUAAAACUUUGCAGCAUGCCGAUAAUACCAUCCCUCAAAAUUUCCCAAGCCUCCCUUGCCUUUACUUUAAACAAUAAGAACCGAACUUUAAUUAUUUUUUAACCUUCAUCACCUUAGGAAUAUCCUAAAUAUGCCUUAUUUUGAACAAUAACAACCAAAUGAAUGUCAAUUAUUUUUAACAUUCGUCACCUGGGGAAUAUCCUAAAUCUCCCUUAUUUUAAACAAUAACCAAAUGUCAAUUAUUUUAGCCUUCAUUAUCUGGGAAUAUCCUAAAUCUGCCUUAUUGUGAACAAUAAAAACCAAAUGUCAAUUAUUUUUAACAUUCGUCACCUGAGGAAUAUCCCAAAUCUCCUUUAUUUUAAACAAUAACAACCGAAUGUCAAUGAGAGUGAUUUCUGAAUUUAUUUUUAGCCUUCGUCAUCUGAGGAAUAUCCGAAUUUAUUUCCAGUACGUUGCAACAUCCUGUAUUCGUUAAUUGCCGUAACACUAAAUAAAGAACCGAAAUAUGGAAAAACAAAAAAAGAAAGUGUAAUAUCUGUUACAAAUUACAGAAUAUGUUCCUGUGUAUAUGGUUAGAUCUAAGUAUACGAAAUACAAUCUUUUAAAAAAACAGAGGAGUCCAAUAACCAAAUAAACUGUUUUUAGUGACAGAAGUUAUGGACAUCGCUGGCCUACAAUGCUAUUUUAUCUAAGUUAAAGAUUGAUUUUUUUAAGCACGGAUUAUGGACAGCGACACCUAAGUGGUAAAAAAUGAAAAAAAUAAAGAUCUAUUCGAGAACAUAUGUUUGACAUUUUUGGCGCAGCGCAGGGGCGUCAUUUUGGUAGGGCUGGGUGGGGCAUUUGCCCCCCCCCCCCCGACUUUUCAGGUUUUAUUAGGUAAAAAAUGAAAAAAAUAAAGAUCUAUUCGAGAACAUAUGUUUGACAUUUUUGGCGCAGCGCAGGGGCGUCAUUUUGGUAGGGCUGGGUGGGGCAUUUGCCCCCCCCCCCCCCCGACUUUGCAGGUUUUAUUUUAAUAGCUAUGUACUUUGGCGCCUGGAGUAAUAAACUUGAACAAGCCGAACAAGUUUUGUUUUGGGAAAAAAACUGAAAUGACGCCACUGGCACAGCCUGACGAACAAAGAGGUCAAUCUAAAUCAAAAAAAAAAAUAAAAAGUAAAAUUCCCCCAAAAUCCCCAUAAUAAGCCUUUUGCUUAAAACAGUAAUUAUCUUUAGAUGUAUUUUAUUAGUUUUAAUAGAAUAAUUAAAAUACAAGUAGGCCUGAUAACAAGUUUUAGUGUUCUAAUGUUCGUAACAUGUCAUUUCCUAUUACUGUUACCCAUAAUUCCUCACCACUUUUAGGUUGGUGUAAUCCCUUGUUGUUUUGUCCCAUUUCUCGUAGAAACGCCCAAGAUUCGUAAUUUAUUCAAAGUUUCAGGUAACAAAAAUCGUAUUUACUGUUAUAAAAAUCGUUAUCUAUAUUAUAAAUUUAAAAUGAAAUGGCCGGCCUUAAUUCGUGACUUUCAUGGUCAGUAACCGGCCCGACAAAGAGUUUCAUACGUUCGACUGUGAUUGUGUGUGCUUAAGCCAUAGGCUAUUCAUUGUUAUCUCAUGGGGAAGGUUGGAGAGGCUUAGGUUUAACUUUUUUGCUGCGUGAAUAAUUGCUGAAGAAUGUAACAGUUCGAAAAAAAAAACACUUAUUUAUGACCUCUAACUUAUCUAACUUUUAAGAUGAACAAAUUAAGGAAGGCAUUUCGAUCGCUCGACAUUUGCCCACCAUCAUGACCUAUGCCCUUAAAGCCGGCUUCUUUGUCUGGUUAAGAACGCUAAUAUUCGAAAUCACUAUGCAUUUGCGAUGAAAAACUAUUUUGUUUUAAAUUGCAAGCGAGUGAAAGUCACGCAACAUACAUUGCAGUUGUAGGCUUAGUAAAGGCGUGUCGAUGCUGAGAUUGAAGGUUAUAUUAUGCCGGCAUGUGCCACGUGGUUGAUUCGCAUCCAUUUAUUUUCCUUUGUUAUUUGAAUUCUUAUGAUUUAAUCGUGUGCCAAAAAUAAUUAGCGUAUAUAAACAUAUAUAAUCUGGGUUUAACAUAUUUCAAUAUAAUAUAGGCUUCUUUAAAUUUAUGCCAGUUUGAAAGAUACAAAAUAAUUGGGGAAAAGUUGCGUUAAUCGGAGAUCCCCAAACAAUUCUAACACACAUAUAUAUAUUUAAUAUAAAUAUAUGUAUUAAUAUAUUAAUUUUUUUUUUUAAAAUAGGCCUAUGUUGAUUUUGUUUUGUAUAGAUGUUUUCUUGUAUUUAUUGAGUUUUUUUUGCUUGUUCUUUUUCUUCUUUUUAGGGGGAGCGGGUUGGGGCAUGGCUGUCUUUUAAGUCAUGGCGAUACUGGGAAGUUGCCCAAUGAAUCCCACUAAGACACGCUUCUAGGGACAUCAUGCUUCCAUAUUGUUUAAAAUAAUGUUAGUUCACAGAAAUAUGAUGAAGAAAAAACAAAAAGUAGCCAGGUUUAACCUAAACAAACUGAAUAGAACUAGUCCCCAACAAAGAGCAGAAUUGUACAGUUUCUUGUCUUUUAUUUUACAUCUCGUUUGCAUGACAGGGUAUCUUUUUUUUUUUUAAACCAAUUUUAAGCACACCCAAAUCAUUUUUUAUUGAAGUAGUUUCAGCAACAAAAUACUUGAAAUAAAGUAUAAAAAAUUAUAAAACAGCAUACUGGUAACUAAUUAGUUACAAUUAAAAAUGAAGGAUUUGACACUCAUAUUAAAGGACACGUAAAUCCCCCCUAACAUCUUUCUUCUUGUUCUCCGAGUAAGUGUAGAAUAAUGUAGAAUGGUGGAAAUCUAAAUUCAGGUAUGGGCCAAAAUGCAUCCCUGCAAUUUAAAUUUAUCAAACCAUUUCUGGGGAGGGGCAGUAAUAAGUUAUAAAACCAUUCCUAGCUCCCCUCUAUGUUCCCAAAAUAAUGUAUUAUUCAUGACAAUAUUUAUAACAACUUUUAAAGGAAGAUAAGAACACAAUAAAAUGUUAUAUUCUUAUUUGUAAUUGAGCUUUUAAUUAAAAUAUUAAAAACAAUUAACUUUAUUUAAUUCAGGAAUAAAUUGAUUAAAUAUUAUUAUGAUAAGCACAUAUUAUUUAAAGUAAGAUUAUUAUACGCACUUAGUAAUAUUCUAUUAUUUAUACAUCACGCAAAUAUGAUCACUUUAUGUUUUGGUAGGGUUCUUUUACAACACUCUUAAAUCAAAACUUUCAGAAAUAUUGCUUAUAUUUCUUUGCAAGAGAUAUUUUAUUGACCAAUUUCCAUAGUGUAAAAUAAUGACAUGAAAUGUAUUAAAUUUACUUCCGCAAUCAAACAUCCAAGUACGAUCUCUGAAACUUUGGGUUAAGCUUGGAAUGAGCUAUUCAUCAAGACAAUCCAAUUCAUCUAAACUCAACAUGGAUUUAUACCCAAAUCUAAAAAUCAAUUAAUGAAUAUCGGAUGAUCACUCAUACAUAAUUGUAUGUACCAUAUUAAAAUGGCCACAAGAUGUUUAAGCAGUAGCGUCACUAUGGGCUGUGGACCGCACCGGAUGACACCCUCGCAGGAAUAUGAUACCAACUGCGAAAUAGUAAAUUGAUAAUGUUCACUCAAUCUCAUUUCAAAAAUGAACAUUAGCAGGGUAUCACUAAAUCAAGGUACCACAAGAACAGGUGGCCACCAGAACAGUCUCACCACUGCAGGUUGCCACAAGAAAAUGGGGACAGAGGUUGUCACCACAACUAGGUGUCAAGUGGCAGAUAAGUGUGACAUCAGAGUAGAUGCCACGAGAAAGUGUAUCAGGUCAAGUUGCAAAACUGAAAAGGUAUCCACCAGACGCGGCAGACACAAUGAGGUGUGUGGGGAGGUCUGGUAAGGAGGAGUUGGGCACCAUGGGUUUACCACACUGGGUAACACCAACCCCAAACCUAGUGAAGCCAUUUGCCAUCUUAACAUCCCCUACCUUUCUCAUUAAGGUCCGACGGGAUUGAAUAUUGGACAAUAUCCCUAAUAAUCGGAGUUAAUUUAGAUUGGAACAUAGAGUUAAUUUGAGAAGUGAAGGUACAGUUAAUUCGUUAGGUUUAAUAAGAUUGACAUCAUAUCCCAUAUGAUUAUAAAUUGACGUUACACACUCAACUUACACACGAGACUUACACACUUGCAACUGUUAAAAUAAAUAUACUUUCCGUUUUUAUCUACCAGAUUUUGGCACUUAAUGAAACAAUUAAAAGUAAAGAAUAUUUUUUUAAUACUUUUUUUUUAAUGCGGCAUCAACCUGUUUUUAGUGGUUACGUUUUCAAAAAAAUGAUAACUACCGGGAGUCAAUCGCACAUUCGACGCUAUUCUCCGACUUAUGAAAAGGACGUUCAAUUGACUUCUGUGCCAAGACUAAAAAACUUUCAUGAAAACGGACACAAAAUAAAAUGAUACUUAUAUUUAGAUUCGACCUGUCGAUGUGGCCAUCUCUGACAAAGUGACCUGUCCGCAUGGCCAUGUCUGAAAACGUGACCUGUCAGCAUGGCCAUCUCUGCCACAAGGUGACCUGUCUGCAUGGCCAUCUCUGACAAGGUAACCUGUCAGCAUGGCCAUCUCUGACAAGGUGACCUGUCAGCAUGUCCAUCUCUGUCAAAGCAUCGCUCUCGAUAAAUGUAAAAUAGAUAAUCGUAUGAAAAACUGACAUUGUAUGCGGAACCAGCAGAGUAGAUAAACUUGAUGAUUUAAUUUCUAACUUCUGAAUCCAGUGAAUGUGUCUAUAGCGCUAUGUCGGCGGCUCCUAUUUAAAGUGAUUUCAAUACUUGUGUCCAGUAUGUGAUUUCGCCUUAAUAUUAAUAAGUAACUUUUUUUUAAAAAUAGCUCCUUGUAAUGUUUUACUGAUGUUUUGAAUGAGCUAUUCAUCAAAACAACUUGAUUAAUUUACAACUUUACAUAGAUUUGUCAUGACUCUAUUUUCUAGGCCGAUAAUGAUCGAUAAUUUUUAAAUAAAUUUUUUAAUUGUAUAAUUUUAAUUUUAAAAAAAAGUUAUUCCACUGUAAUCCCCACCACCAUCUUUGGAUACUGAGCUUUUUACAGCCCCCCGCCCUGCCACCCCCAUCUCUCACAGCCCCUUAGGGUAGAUAUCACACACUUUAUGAACCACCGCUCUAACGUGUUCUUAAAUUAUUUUGUUUUUCUAAAAUUGUUUUACUUUUCUUUUUUUAACAGGUGUCCACAUCGACUGAGUUCAUCCCCUACAUCCCAGACAAAAGAGAGAGGCUCGCUAAACAAAGCUGAUUUGACAAUAACAGAUUCCAUUUCAUCGCUGGGGAAAGAAGACAGAAAAUAGAAACAAAGAAAACGCAUCCAUCAAAAAUUUAUUUAGCUCCCUUAAGACAUAAUUAUGAAGAUGGCCAUAGAAAUAAACAGAUGCUCCUGACAUUAGAUCAUGGAGGAGCAUAUGCAAAAUCAGGAAACUUUGCUUGGAUGAUAAUUGUAAAAGAUACUUUAAUCCCCUUUGAUACAGGAUAAGCCUUCAUUCAGAAUUUUGAGUGAAAGAUUCAUUUUAAGUUGUGGCUUAAUGAAGACAAAGUUACUCGAGUUUUCUGCUUCGUUAUAGAUCCAUGAAAUGGUGAGAUUAUUAUUAUUUUUUUUUUAAAUUUUGAUCAUGUUUAUAUUAGCAAUAAUUACCUCACCUUGCACAAUUGACUUUUGGCAGUGGCGUCACUAUGGUUGGUGUUAACGGGUGCGGUAAAUAAAUGGUAUCCUCCAAACUCCCCCCCCCCUCCCAGUCAUCCACAUGAACCCUUACAAACUCUAGCGACGCCAUUGUUCUGGAAGUAACCUUCUCUUUAAAAAAAACAACAACCUGAGAUAUGUUAGGAAAUCGAAAAGCGAUAUGAAAAAUUUGAAUUCUUUCUCUUGGCCUACCUGCUGUGGAGUUUGUCACUAGGUGCAAUCCACACCACCUAGUGACGCCCCUGCCCUUUGGACAAGCAUGUAUGUAUCGUCCUUUUCCUUUUGCAAAGCAUAAAAUUGAGAGUAAAAAACGAUCAAGGUCUAAAUUGACGAUGAACUCUUUUUUUUCCAAGUUGUGUGACUGUAUUUCUAAAAUGUCCGCUCAACACAGGAGACUUGCAUGCAGGUAACUAUCCUUCUAAACAUAUCCAUUACAGUUAGCAAGUACAUUCAAGAUCAAAUCAUCACCCCGCCCCCGCCCCCAUCCCCAAAAAAAAAAAUUUUAAAAAAUGAAAUUGAAAUAAAUAAAUAAGAAUUUGAUCCCUUGUCGCAGGCCCCCAAACUGGCAAAAGAUCUCUCAUUUGUACUUGGGUUGAUUCGACACUCCCGAAUUGACUAUCGAUUCCAACAAAGUUGAGCAAAGAAUAGGCAUCUCAACGAGAAGUUAAUUUGAGCAUUGCUCGCAGCACAUAAAAGUCUCAAUAAGGAAAUCUGCUGACACAAGAUCGUUCUUCACUACCAUUCAAGGGCAUUCGAGUAUCCCGAUACACGAAAAGUAAUAGAAUUAUAGGGAGAAAAAGAAAGUGUAAACUUGUCCAAUGACCAUAAUCAUCAAACAAUGGAGGGUGGUAAAAUUUCAGAAAAAAUGCAUUCCGUUAUUUUUUUUUAUUUUUUUGUUUUUUGUUUUUGGUAUGACAUUUCUAAUUUUCAGGCAACGACAACCCCCCCCCCCCCAACCCCAACCCUGAAGGGGUUGCGCCCAUCCUUUUGAAAACCAAAAAAAUGCUUUCUUUUUUUUUUUUUUUUUUUUUUUUUUUUUUUUUUUGGAAUAAAAUUUUUAAUUUUAAGGAAACAAAAACCCCCCCCCCCCCCAACCCCAACCCUGAAGGGGUUGCGACCAUCAUGUUGAAAACCACUGUGCUAACUAAUCAAAUAUAACGGGGGGAAAAACUAAAUCAACUAAAACCUUUUUUUUUAGUUGUAUAAUUAUACAAAUACAAUCAGUUAUCAGUAUUUUUUUUUAAUGACAAGCCCACGUUACGUCUAAGAGGAGAGACCUUUCAAUGCUAGGUGAACGAAUAUAUGGUGCAAAUAAAUGUCGCUUUUGAGUGGUUACAUUAAUAAUUGGAAAAUAUAAAAUAAUUUUGUGAAAAGAACCCACUUUUGCACCCAAAAAAAAUGGUCGCGGGGGAGCUGUUCCACCCUCCGGUUACGCUACUGAUGCAGUAGAAAUCGCAUGAAGAGUGGGAUCGGUUAUACAUGUUUUCAGAUGCCUCCACAUUGCCUCUGGAGCACCGAUGUACGGAGCAUGUGUAAAAUUGUUGAUGUCUUAUGUCAUUGUUGAUCAGCUCCUGUUGUCCUCCAGUCACGAUAGCUUUAUUUACAUAAUCGAAUCUUUCAUGCUGUAUCUGUAGAUGUACUUGUUGGCUGUAACAGAUUGCAGAUCUCAAUAUUUAGAUAAGCAUUAUUUUUAUAUAAUACUUAAGUAGCAGAAAUAGAUUUUAGGGUACAACAUAACGACUUUCCAUCGCCGUCACAGUCUCUUACUUAAUCCUAAAGUGCGCAGCAACGAAGAGUAAGAAAAUAACAUUUUUUAUGAGAUUUUCUCUUGAAUGGAUGACUGUAAAAUUUCUUCUGACAGACUCCAUCUUCCAUUCAUGGAGCAUAGUGAUUGGUGAUCUCGUAGAGUCCAUGUAUAUUGGAGCAUGUGAAUCUUCCUGAAAUUGGGUACAUUUUGAAGCAUUUGGUAUUGCUGAACAUAACAAAAAAUCAUUAAUUCAUUAAAAUUUAGGCAUUGGAAAGUUCCCCUCUGCUCAAUGCGUGAUAAAACAUUGUGUAUUUCACAAACCAUGCUUUUGAAAUUCGAUAGAUUAAACACUGGGCUGAUUUUUUUUUUUUUUAAUAUAUAAUGCUCUGAUAAAUCACCACUAUAUUACUUUAGCUUCACCUUGAAUUAGAAGACGCGAACUACCAAAUCAGGAAAAUCAAUUGCCUCCUCGCAAUUUCUAUUUACUUUGGUAUAGCAUCGUUGAAUGGAUCUUCAAUGUUCAUCGUGGAUACUUCAAAACAUGAUGGCUGAAUCAAAGCGCCUUCUGACUUUUUUGAAAUUCUAUUUUGGUGCUCUCUCCCACGAUUAGGAUUCUUAGAACAACAGGAAGUGCAUAAGAUGUUAAGUGUCAGAAUACAUGAGCACUAACAAGAUCUUCAACAAAAUGAAUAGCUUCUCUCCGUAUUGUUUGACUUUGCAUGCCUGCUUUUCAUUCUUUCCUUCGGUAUUGAGCUCAGAUUUUUACCUCUUGUUGCAUUUGAUAAUUCUGUUCGACCUCUCACUAAAGUCAUCGGUAAUAACUCGCAGCCAGCCGUUCUUAGGCAUAGGCAAAAAAUGUCGACUGCCAAAGGCCCCUCUGCCAAGGGGGUCUCCACCGGGCGCUUUUUUUUUUAGCCUACAACUUGAAAGUCCAAAUAUUUCAGAAGUACACAUUUUCCCUAGUGGCGGAAUUAUCAGUAUGGUUAGUGGUUACACCCGAACAAAGAGGAAACAGUGACGAAGGCAUAAUGGCGGUGCCGCAGUGAUGGGUGGUGUUUUCUCCUCAGCUCCGGGGGAGCUCCGUCCCCCGUACCCCUCCUUCCGGGGCCCCCUACCAACGCUCCAUGCCUAGGGUGCCCAAAAUCCCAAGAAUGGCUCUGCUUGCAGCACUAACCUGUCAAUGCACUUGACCUUCAACGGCUGGUUCUUUUAUUACUCGCCAUCGGUACUCUUCAGAUUUGCUUUUCACGUGAGUCAAGUGUCACUUGGCUUUGUCUCGCUCUACAUCUUCACAGUAUGUUCUACUGAGGCGAAGCUUAAGAAUUUAGAUCUUAUGUCAAUAUAUAUACACACACAUAUAUAUAUAUAUAUAUUAUAUAUAUAAUUUGUGUGUAUGUGUGUGUGUGUGUGUGUGUGUGUGUGUGUGUGUGCGUGUGCGUGUGCGUGUGUGUGUGUCUAGAUAAGAUACAUUCCUUCAAGUUUUUUAGAUCACUACAUAGAAGGAAUUUUUAAUAUCGGCUUGACCUCAUGAAAAGUACAAUAUUUAAUUUAGAUAAAUAUUGGUCUUUGGUCUUUUUUUUAGAGGGGGUGGGGGGCCGUGGAGCAAUAAUAAAUAUCAUUUUCGCUGUAGUAUUGCUAAUAGUAUGUAUGCUUGAAAUUGAAAAAGCGGGCGUGUAACACACUCACUGAAAGCAACAAAAAAUCAAAACAACUAAGCCUCUACUAGGCAUGUGUGCUCAGUACCCUGCUUUAUUGGAAUGAAUUUUAGACCAUAUACAACAGUCACAAACGGAAAAUCAACAGCUUCCACCAAAGAUGUCUGCGGUGCACUUUAUGCAUUCGAUGGCUGGGAAAAGUGCCUAGUACAGAGGUUCUGGAACGCGAUUAACUGUGCAGCAUGUUCUCGGCUCUUAGUAAAAGCUGCCUUUACAGGUUAGGGCAUGUAACGAUAAUGAUGGAAGGUCGUAUCACAAAGGACAUGCUGUAGGGAGAAUAGUCAGAGUGGGACACGACUUAUUGGACCCCGAGGCUGUUCUUUAUGGACGUAUGCAAAAGAAACACGAGUGAAGCCAACAUCGAAAUUGGUGGAUGGGAGAUCAUUGCUUAUCGUAGUUCUGGCUGGCAAACAGCAGUAUUUGUGACAGAAGAUGCGCGAAAUGAGGCUGAAGCAAUAAAAAGAGCAUUAAGGAAAGCCAAAGUAAAGCAGAAGUCAAGGUUCUCCGUCGAGAAUAGCAGCUGAGCCCGCGAUUCCAGGAUCGGCCUCUUAAGCCAUUCAAGAAAGUGUCCAUGAGCUAAUCCAUCGUCUCAGGAAGAUCGACUGAUGUCAAAUAUAAAUAUGCUAGAUGUAUUAUAAAAAAAAUUAAACAAGGUAGCUAUUUCGAGGGACAUAUUUUAAGUUAAUAUUAUUUAAAUGUAUGUUUCAUACUACUUAUUUCUAAUGUUUACAUUAUUUUUACAUUUAUUUUUGCCCGUAAUUUGGAGUUAUUACUAGUUAUUAUAGUUAGUACGUUUUAUAAACAAGUCCUCACCUAUUUUUCCACAGAAAGGGGUCGUGUUAAGGAACACAGACUUCAAGAAAAUCACUUUGCAAUUCUGGUAAGUUUUCCACUCUCCGUACCUUGCCAACAGCGAAGAAUUUAUUCCCCACCCCAAAAAGAUUUUUAUAAAAAAAAAAAAAACAUACACACUCAGAACUUAGGACAUGUUUUACUACAAAUGAAAUAUAUCGGGAAAAUAAAUACAUAAGCAGUGAAUGUUGAUAUAAUAUUUUAAGAAAUCAGAAAAAAAUGUCGUCUACUAAUUAAAAUGACAUAAUUGAAAUACAGGUACAUCGGAUUUUUGUAUUGCAGAAUUAAAAGUGAAAGAAUACAAUGUCAUACUGUAUACUGUGCAGCUGCUUACAUCCUCCUGAGACGAAACCAAAUUUAUGUUAAGUGGUUGUCAAAUUGGUUCUUUACCACCUGGCAGAGAUAGUUAAGUGUUAUAUGUCAUGUUUGAGAAAGGUUCGGUGGGAUUAUCAAAGGGGGCCAUGUUGAAUUAUGUCAAAAAACCAUUGAAAAAUUAUUAUUUAUUUCUUAUAACGAUGGAUUUAGAGACCGCCGAAUUACGGUUCGGCGCCGAAAGUUACCACUUGAUCCCUUUCGGCCUAGUUUCAGUUUCGGCCGAAAGCGAUUGAGACUUUCGUGUCUGCCGGCAAUCCGAUAUUCAUUACUGCUCGACGUCUUGCUUCAUCGGAUGUUAUAUGAUUAAUACUCUGGGAAAACUGCUCACAGCUGUUUGAUGACUUACUUGUCCUAUAUUUCCAAAAAAUUAAAUUUCAAUCAGGCCUAGGCAAAUGUAAACAGUUUUGUGGAAGUAAAACUAAUGGCAUGGUAAUAUUUAUAUCAUUGAUUUUGUUAUAUUUUUUUCAAAAAUAAAAAUUUGGAACUCUAUGUUAAUUCAAUUCCUCCUUUUGUGAUAUUCAUUUUGAUUAAUCAUUAUCAUGCGCAUCAAUUUUGUCAUAGGCAAAGGUGAAUAAUAUUGAAAAAUCCUAGGAAUUGGUAAUAUUUCCAUUAUUAUUUUCGUUUCAUUUUUUACCUUUUUUUUUUUAAAAAGGAAACUUAGGCUUUUUCAAUGCAUUCAUGUCUUGAAAUUCAUUUUAAUCAUGCUCAUAAACAUUGUUAUUGACAAAAUAACACGCGUGUGCAUGUAUAUUACGAGUUAGUAUUAUAAUUAUGUAGUAGGCCUACUGCAAACCUGUUUAUAUGACGUUGGCGACAAUUUGCAUGUCUUUUGCGAUUCAUCGAGACCCGCCAAUACAACAAGUGGGGGUUAGGGAGAUUGGUUGCCGAACGAAAUAAUUACGUCACCAGCACGGAAAUACUAAUGUGUUAGCAUUAGGCUAAUAAAUAUUAAUUCAGGGAUAUCUGGCCAGCUAUUUAAUGAAAACACAAAACAUUAGUAUGACGAUAACAGUGAAAAAUUAUGAUAUUUGAAUAGCUUUUAAAUGAUAUUUAUUGACUCUAUUAAAGCGAAAAUAAUAUUGUAGGUAUUAUCAGGUUCUAGGUUGUAAUUAUAUUUUAAAAGCCAAGGGCACUCAAGGGUCUAUUUUUCAUGAAUUUUGCCUCGCUCAGUCGCUCCCUCCCGCCUCCGGUCCAAAUUUUCUCUUAUCAUAACGCUUUAAAAAAAAAAAAAAACAUUUUAAAAGAAAUUUAAAUUACUUUUAAAUUAAAUGGUAAAAGUCAAAGUAUUCAUUAGAUGUUUAUUUAUUAAUAUUCACGAUGGUCUCAUUUAAAAAAUAUAUUUAAAUUUUGAUACUUUCCACAAUCGAUGUAUGUAGAAUGUAUGCAUGAACGAAUUUCAAAAUAUAUAAAUAUUAUAGUUUCGGUUUCAGGGAAAAUCACUUUAGGCUUUUGGUUUUAGAUUUUGGCCGAACGUCAUUUUUAACUUUAGUCUAAUUUCGGCUUCAGCCGAAAUCAGAAAAUCACUUUCGUUCGGUCUCUAGAUGAAAUACUAAUUAAGAACCUUCAAUAUUAAUCAGAUUGUUACGAUUUUUUUUUUAAAAUCAUGGAUGGACUUUAGUCAGAUAGUAUGUUUUCGGAAACGUUAUUUUUUUGGACAGCACAAACGACAAAAAAUAUAAUUUUCAAUAGACACAGAAAAAAAAAUAAUCAUAUGGUUUUGUCUAAAUUCUAGUACAGCGGCUCCAGGCAGCUCGAAGUCAACAGAUUAGAUUCUGAAGAACACAAAGUCAAAGGAUAUUCCAGUAAAAUCCCGUAUCCGGAAAUUUGUUUGAAAGAAAUUUCGUCGACGGAGAAUUGAUCGACGGAAGUUUGAUCGAACUGAAGUUCGUCGAAUUUUAUUUUCAGUUCACAUAAUCAAAUUUUGCGUCAAAUUGCUUUUUGAACGCAUUAUUUUGUUUUACUAUUUAGUUUAGUGAAUUUCUUUCUGAACCGGAUUAGAAAUGAUAAUAGAUAAUAAACCACAAUCCUCCGAAGUCCGGUCCCAAAUUAUUUCGUAUGAAAAAAACUGCAAUGCCCAAUGUGUAUUGUUAGAAAACAGCAGAUAUGUCAGUCAUAGCUUAUUAUAAUUUUAUAUAUAUAUUUUUUUUAAAAAUAGAUAGAAUGUAUUUCCUGAAUUAGUCAGUAAAGCCAACCACAUGGUCAUAGCAACAUAUAAAAACCUUAUCAAUCAGAAUACAGAACUAGACUUAGACCAUGGAAAUGCCUUUUAAAAAUCAUCUACUUAGGCUUAGACUCUUAGAAAUGUAGACUUUGACUUAGACUUAAAAUUAUAAUAUAUAAAACAAGAUAAGAAUAAUUGUUUAAAUAGCCCUUCAAACCGGAACAACUGGAUUUUUUCCUGGCCGACGCUCAAGUGGUAAAUUAGAUCACUCGUCAAUGACGUUUUAUUUGGUGACUAAAAGUUAAAACUGUAAUAAGACUACUAUUUUUAAACAAAGGCAAAGGUAAUCAUAUUCUAAUUAUUCAUUCAUUCAUUUUCAUAUUUUUUUAUUUAAUUUGUCAUUCGUGAUAUUAUUUCUUAUUACUUAUUUGUUCAUGGGCUUCAGUGACAGUUCAGAGUUCAGGGUCCACAAUUAAAAUGAUAUUAUAUUUUAUUUAUCAAUGACUCUUACUAACGCAUGGUUGCACAUUAAUUAAAUUACAUGGAUUACAUAUUUUACAGAUUUUAUGAUUAUGAAGUCUGGCUAGGCAUCUUAUGCCAAUGGCUAUGCUAGGGCGUCCCAAAAAAAUGAAGUUUUGAAAUGUUGAUGUCUCACCCCACAGAAUAUGUCUGUAUGAGUAUGGUAACAGUAGUUAACCUGCAAAAUUUCAGCUCAUUUGGACAAUGUUUAGAGGUCCCCCAAGAGGUUUAAAGUUCCAGAUUUUGGUGUAAAAUCAUUCGCGGUCAAAUCUAAUACAGCGUUAAUGUUGCAUUAUAUGCGAAACUGAUAUAUUAAGUAACAAAUUGAUGCUUAGUAUUGUUUAUAAUAUUAAAUGAAACAAAAUAUAUAAAUCUUGAAUGGUUUAUAUUUUUAAAUUUGAAAUUUAAGUAAAAAAUUAUGAAAAACAAAGUUUUAUUCAUUUUGACAAGUUAAUUCUUGAAAGAAUGUCAAUCUGCUUGAAAAAUAAUAAUAAGCAAUGCAAUUAAGCAUUCCUAAUAUUUAUCUUGUACUUUGUAAUGUAGGGUAGACAAAAAUUUAAAAAAGUUCUUCAAAUUUAAAUUUUAGCCAGCUGUUCACGAUUAUUAUCUGCAAAAUUUUUCCGAUGUUUGUCAACCACUUGGAGCAAAAAUUGUUUCUGUUCUUCGUCCUUGGUGAUACUGUCAUUGAAAUUUUGUAUCAAUGCUACACCUCGCUCUGCAGAGUCAUUGAUACAAGCCAGAUUCUUUACAAAAUCUGCUGCAACUUUAAAAGAUGGUGUAUCUGACCAUGCUUCAACAGGAACAUCUAGAAAACUGGCAUCAAUGUUGGAUGUUUCAAAAAAUGUGGUAGAAGCACGCAAAUCAACAACACUUUUUGGUAGUGUUUUUAUGAGAUGCGGUCCACGUUCUGAUUGCAUUGUCCGAACAAGGCCAGUUUUUUCUUUGUCCGACAAAAGGGUUGAAAAUAACACAAGCGUCGACAGUUCCGGACUCAAGUACCACGAGUGACGCACCAUCAUUUUCAAUCCAGUCGAUCGAAGAACAGCAUCAUCAUAUUCGUAUAAACGCUGUAUCAACAAGAUAUCAUUCACAGGUGCAUCUGCGGUGAGCCUGCAUGAAAACCAUGAUUGAAGAUAAACACAUAUGGUAAACCGAUUAAAGCGCUGAAUACCUUGUAAUUCUCGAGCUGUUAACAUAACAAAUUGAUGCUUAGUAUUGUUUAUAAUAUUAAAUGAAACAAAAUAUAUAAAUCUUGAAUGGUUUAUAUUUUUAAAUUUGAAAUUUAAGUAAAAAAUUAUGAAAAACAAAGUUUUAUUCAUUUUGACAAGUUAAUUCUUGAAAGAAUGUCAAUCUGCUUGAAAAAUAAUAAUAAGCAAUGCAAUUAAGCAUUCCUAAUAUUUAUCUUGUACUUUGUAAUGUAGGGUAGACAAAAAUUUAAAAAAGUUCUUCAAAUUUAAAUUUUAGCCAGCUGUUCACGAUUAUUAUCUGCAAAAAUUUUCCAAUGUUUGUCAACCACUUGGAGCAAAAAUUGUUUUUGUUCUUCGUCCUUGGUGAUACUGUCAUUGAAAUUUUGUAUCAAUGCUACACCUCGCUCUGCAUAGUCAUUGAUACAAGCCAGAUUCUUUACAAAAUCUGCUGCAACUUUAAAAGAUGGAGUAUCUGAUCAUGCUUCAACAGGAACAUCUAGAAAACUGGCAUCAAUGUUGGAUGUUUAAAAAAUGUGGUAGAAGCACGCAAAUCAACAACACUUUUUGGUAGUGUUUUUAUGAGAUGCGGUCCACGUUCUGAUUGCAUUGUCCGAACAAGGCCAGUUUUUUCUUUGUCCAACAAAAGGGUUGAAAAUAACACAAGCGUCGACAGUUCCGGACUCAAGUACCAAGAGUGACGCACCAUCAUUUUCAAUCCAGUCGAUCGAAGAACAGCAUCAUCAUAUUCGUAUAAACGCUGUAUCAACAAGAUAUCAUUCACAGGUGCAUCUGCGGUGAGCCUGCAUGAAAACCAUGAUUGAAGAUAAACACAUAUGAUAAACCGAUUAAAGCGCUGAAUACCUUGUAAUUCUCGAGCUGUUAACUGAAAGAUGGUUUCGUUGCCUGCAAACAAUAGUUCGAUUUUCAAUGCAUAGAUUGCUUUCGCCAUCCACCUUGCCCUAUGUAGGGCACCAGGUCUGCGAAUGCUGACAUCAACCUCCAACCCAACCAUUUGUGCAGCAAGCAGAAGAAAUUCCAAAUAAUCAUCACGUGAAUGACUGACCUCAAGUUGACAUUUGAUAAAUUCUUUAAUCGAAUCGGACACGAUUAUAAAAGGGGCGGAUCUGGCUUCGGGUGUGUGGUUUAAUUCUUGCCAUUUUUCUCGAAACCUCUUAAAAAACAAAAUCUCUGGUCCAGUGGAUGGUCCAAGACAAACAUUGAAUGCAUCGGAAAGGAGUACUUCCAACAUGUGAUGACGGCAUGCCAUCCAUAAUAGAUUACGUCCCAGGGCUACUUCUAACAGAGUGCAAGCUCCAUUGAGUCUUCCAGUAUUGGAAGCCGUAGUGUCGAAGCACAUGCCGAUGACCAUAGAUUCGCACUUCCACGAUUUGAUAUGUUCAUAUACUGCAUCAGCAGCUGCCCGUCCUGACCCGGAUGCUAACUUGGGAACACCAAGAAGCUUUGUAGUGCCAUCGACAAGUGAUGAGAGCAGGACAGGUAAUCGAUCGACGUUGUUGGUAACCUCUCCGGUAACAUCGGGCAAUAGCUUACCAUCCCAAUGAACAAUUGAAUUUGAGGGAAUAUAGUCUUCUUUUAUACGUGCUGCAGCUUGUUGACGACGAAGCUUGCGAUGACGAUGCAUUGUGCUCUAGGAAAAUACUGUGUCAGAUGUAUUUAAAAUACUAGUUUAAAAAAAUUGUUUAAAAACAAUGCCAUGUGGUGUCUUGCAAACUUAAAACAAGAUGGCCACCUUGGUCAUGUGACAAUAGCACUGCAGCAAAUAAUAACAAAUAAGUAUGGUAGAGAAUAAUUUCAUAAUUGUUUCUAGCCUGACAAUUUAGCAUGCUUAGUUUAAAACAAUCAAAUCUUCAAAAAAUAUGCACAAGUUUUGCACAUUAGGUAUUUUAUAUGUUUUCUCGCAUUUAUUACAUUUUCUAAUUAAGAAUCACACAAUUUCAACUCUAGUUAAUGGUAGCAAUGAGGUAAAUAUAAGUAUAUUUAAACUUCAUUUUAUUCAUAUAUGGCAUGCAAAAACUGCAAGUUAUUUGAGCCACGAUUCGUCUGGAUUUUUAUGUUGGCCUAAUACUGGAAUUUUAAAAGCUCUUGGGGGACCUCUAAAUGUUGUUCAAAUGAGCUACAACUUCACCAAUUCACUCAUUGUACCCAAGAGACACAUUUCAGGGGGUGAGACACCAAAGAUUAAAAAAAAUAAAUUUUCAGAGCAUUUCUGGGACGCCCUAGGCUAUGCGAAUAUUUCUAAUUCUGUUUUUGUCUAUAAAUAAAAUAACUUAGUUGAACCACAAAAAGACAGUGAAUGAAGUGCAUAUGAAUAUGAUAAAGUAUAUGAAAAAAUGACGAAAACAUGUAGAUGUGGUCGAAAGAAAAAUUUUGUGCAAACACACAUUUAUUUAUUUAGGCAUUUUUAUAUAGCGCUUACCUUAAAGCUCUAAGCGCUUUACAAUUAUUAAAAACAUGUAAACUAACUAAAAUAAAAAUGAGACAUUAGGAUAGUAACUACUAUACUAUAGAAACAAUUAAAAUGGCUAUAAAACGAGGACACUUUGGCUUAAAUGAGAAGGGGAAAGAUAGAGAAUGUGCUGUUUUAGCUACUUAUAAAAAAAAAAGGAAAAUGAGAACAAAAUAUUAAAGUUUAAUUAAAUCAUUUCAGCGGAACACAUUAGUUUUGUGGCGAACGUAGCAACUUUAUUGUAGCCCUCUAGGUAUGCUGCAAGAUUUGUCAACGACCUGCGGUCACUCCCUUCCCUCAACUAAAACGUGUGUGCUACAGUUACACACUGGUAAGAAAAGUGUAAAAGGGAAGAAAAACAAUACAAUAUGAAUAUGUUUUUAAAACAAUUACUUAACAAAUGUGAGAAAGCUUAAUAGAGAAAAAGUGUACAAACAAUUUUCAUACUAUUUCAACAAAUCAGAAAUUCUUAUUUAAAGAGACAGAAAAAUUGAAUGAGUUGGACAUAAAGAUUUAGUGCAAGAAAAAAUAAUUUUCCAUCAUGCGCAAAAUGUUGAGGAAAUCAAGCUUAAAACAAAGGUUUUUCAAUGCUCAAAUUUUGAAGGCUGAUUUGACCUAUUUUGAAAAAUGGACAGUUUUUUUAUUUUUUACUUUUUAUUUUACAAUUUUCUUGCCUAGUUGAAAAAUCAGUCUGGAAAUUUGAAGAAUGUGUCUUUGAUUUUAACAAGUACAAACUGGCAUUAAAAUUUUGUCACUUUCCAUUUUAUAUGGAUAUUCAAGUCGGGAAAUUGUCACCGUCCUUUAUGUUGUUGACAAAAAUUGAUUCCAAAUGAUAAGCUAACAGCAGUCUUGAAUUUAUUUUAUUGUGCAGCAGUUUUCUUUAAUUGCAGCAGAGUGGAAUAUGAUUCUGACUAACAAGAAUAUUGAAACUAGGCAUUUCAAAAUUAUUUUUAAUGUUUGGAUUAAACUGGCUCUAAGAAUAUUGACACGCUCUACAAUUUAGGAUGGAAUUCAAAAUAAAUAACCAGAUUAGAUGUGAAAUGAGAGUCAAAGAAGAUUUGUACAUUUAGUACAAGUACAAGAAUUGAACACAAAUUUUUCUGCUUGUUUAACCAUUUUUGAAAAGAAAUUUCAGAAUUUGCAUUAAAAGUUGUUGUUAUGUAGGACACUAUUCCCGUGCCGUGAACUUUGCAUGACCCCAAAUUAGAUUCCUAGCAGACACUACGUUCAUAGAUGGGCGUGGUUUAAUUUCUUUUGAUCUACCGUGUUUACUGCCGACAGCAACUAAAAAAAAUUAAUCUCCUCUCAAUAGUAUUUUGUAGAAUGUUUGUGAUUGGAUUAGAAAAGUAAAGGCGUUUCAACCCACUGUAUAAAUAAGGGGUUUCAGAGAUUGAUAGAGAUUCAGAUAGGUAUUUUUAACUUUACAAGACAAGUGUUAUUAUUCUUUUGUGUACUCAAAUGUGUUUAUUUGCCUUUGUCACUGUACAUUAUUAAUUAACUUUGUACUAUCUGUGUACCGGUACAAGAUCUAGCAUACUCUGUAAGUUGAUGAUUUGUAAUUAUAUUUCUUUUUUUUUUUGUAAUUAUAUUAAUACUUAAAUAAAUCUUAUUAAUUGUAAUUAGCAACUGUUUUGGGUGUCAUAUUUUUGCUAUUGUUUUUCUCUAUGGUAUCAUCUUUUUGUUAUACACUGUUUGAACGAGCCAUAACUUAAAACAAGAGAUUAAUUUCCCACAAUAGAAGCCAGUGCGUAACAGUUGUGUAAACAUGAUGAAACGGCUGUUUUCUUUAUUUCAUUUUAUUUAUUUUGUAUAUAUAGUGUGGCAAAAUAUACUUUAUAUUCACAACUGUGACAUUUUUGGAAAAAAGGAUGCCCACCGAGUAGAGGCUGACCAACUUUCAGUUUUGACUGUGAAAUUUUCCAUAUGAUUAUUUUUGGCAUAGUUUCUGUUUCAGACAAAAACGUAUUGUUAACUUGCAUUUGAUUUUUGGUUUCGGCCAAUAGGGAUUCAAGCUUUCUGUCAUUUAUCAGCAGUCAGACUGUCACUCUGUCGGUUUUGCAAUCUUUUUUUCAUUAUUCCUGGAUGUCUUGCUGUCAUGGUACAAUAUAUGACUAAUCCCUUGCAAACACUGCUUACAGCUGCAUGAUGACCUAUUUGUCAAAUAUUUCAACAAUUAAAAUACAAGUAGGCUUAGGAAAAGGUAAAUAGUUUUGUUGAAAAAAAGCUAACGGAAUAGUAAAAUUUCUCUUUUUAAAUUUUUUUUUAGGUUUUAUUCAUUUUGUGACAUUCAUUUUGUUUUAUCGUUAUCAUGCUCAUAAAAGUUGUCAUAGGCAAAGGUAAAUAGUAUUGUAAAAAUUUAAGGGAAGACAUUUCCAUCAUUUUAUUUUUUUUAUUUAAAAAAAUUUCAUACCUUUGCAUAUGUUUAAACAAACUUUUCCCACUUCAACUGGUAGCCUCAAAUUUGCUAAUGAACAAACCAAAUAGAUUAGUGAUUUGACAAUAAUGCACAUUGAAGAACAAAAUUGGAAUAGACAGAAUGAUGAGACAAGUAAGUUUGUCAUCUUCCAGCUCAUUUGUACAUUUAGUAUCAAAAAUAGCUCUCUAAGGAUUAGGGGUUAGCUUGAUGUUUCUGACCUAUUAGCAUACAUGUAAAUUCAAUUAAAACUUAUAAAAUCAUAGAAGUUCCAACUGGUAAUUACUAUUAUAGAUUUAUACCCUUUGCUUGACUUAUUUCAUUGUCACAUUAUGUAUUCUUUCAGCAGUGUUAAUUGGAGUCUUUUAGUGAUUCAGAGAGCAAGGCUAGACAUUAACAAGCAAAAUACCAUGGUUGAGAUCAUUGAAGAAUUAUUGGUAAGCGGUUGAUGUUUUUCCCGACCUUUGGUCACCAUAGAGAUACAUGCAUUCAGUUUAAAUUUGUUUCCAUCAUUUUUUUAAUUAUAAGUAGUAGGAAUUGGCAAGAGGGCUUUCCUGGAUAUUUUAAAAUGUCCAAAACUUUCUUAGAGGAUACACAAGAUCAAUGGUUCCAAGGUGCACUUCUCAGAGUAGCUCCAGAAAACUCCUAAACACAAUAUGGCCCCAACAGAAAUAGAUUUUUAAAAAGGGCUCAAGAAGGUUGGACAUCACUGUGCUAAAUCAUGAGUUUCAAAAAAAAAAAAACAACAGUACCUUGAGUAUGUCCAGUUUUGUGAAUGUCUGUAUGUACCUGGGAAUGUGCGCAACCCUAAAGGUGUGGGGGGGUGGGGUGGGUUAAAGCCAUAUUUGGACAGCGGGAUGGUGGAAAAAAUGCUUAUUUUGAGUGGACAUCCUUUAUGGACAACCCCUAAUUAACCUAUAAUAGAUUUAACAUUUCAUCCUUGUUAAAUUAUACUGAUUUCAAGAAAGUAUUGUGAUUAAGAUUUUUAAACCAGAUAACUCAAUUAUUCAUGUAAUUGUAUAAACCUUUUUUUACUUUUCAGCCUUACAGUCACAAUCAUGGCCAAAAAAUGCAUAUUGAAGCACUAUUCAAAACACUCAAACUUGGAGAAUAUUCAGAAAUAUCUGCAAUGAUAAGAAAGCAUUUUUUUGAGAGAAAAAACUUUUUAGUUAAAAAGCGAGUGAAGAAAAAAAAUGCUCCGUCUAACUCCUUUGAUUCAAUUAACAAAUUAUGUUUUAUUUGCAUCUGUCAUUAUUCUAAAGAACUGGUUUUUAUACGUCCUAUACAUCCUAGAAGUGAUUUAUUGGGCCCUACAUUUAGCCAUUUAAAUUGUUAUGUAAAUUUUAGCAAGUCUUACCCAGCGCUUAUAUGGUACUUUUGCUGCAUAUCUUGUGAGAAAAUAAUCAAACUUAUAAUCCAACAAAUGUAUAGAAAUCUUUACUCUAUAAUUAAUUUUGAGAGGGCUAUUUACAGUCUAGUAAGUGUUAAAUGUGAUUACUCCAAGUAUAAGUUUGGAAACAAAGUGCCUAGCAAAAAAAAAUAUUCACAGUGCAACAAUGCUAUUCAGUUACAGAAGGCUGAAAAUGGAAACUUAGCUUUGUCUGAUCUCUCUUCUGGGGAAAAAACUAAAAUGAAGUUGUCCAGGACUAAAGUAGAAAAUUCUACAGGAAACUCAAUAUUUGGGAGAAAUUCACUGAAAAUCAAAUGUGAUACACCUUUAGAUGAUCUGAUGCAAAGCAAAUCAGAGGAUUCAACUGAAGGAAAAUCUGGAGAGCUUUCAGAUAAAAAAAAAGGUGAAUCUGGUCUUGACAUUGUGCCAAAAGAUCAUGAAGAUAUGGGUAGAGGGUUCAGGUGGAGUGUGUAUUCUCAGAACUACUGGUCAAGACAAUCAUUUUUUCAGUCUCUCUCUGUCUAUCCCCUGUCAAAUCAACCAUUUAAAUCCAACCCGUUGUCCCCAUCAGCACAAGAACAAAGGAGGCCCAAUAAUCAAAGGGAUGCCAUAAAUAAUCUGAUGAGGUAUGAAGUUUUCCGGUUAUGCUCAUUUAGUUUUACCCAGUUCCCACCAAAUGUAGACUUGUGGGUUACCCAGCUGGCUCAGUCGGGCUUCUAUGUUGUUGGCAGUGGUGGCCGUGUUCGUUGCUUUAGCUGUGGUUGUGAAUAUGCAGAUUUUCUUGUUGGUUCUCCCAUUGACAAUGCGCAUGGGCCCAACUGCCAACGUCAUGAAUAUAACAGGAAUUUAAAUGAAUGGACUCAUGGAUUAAAUACAGAAGAUUUGGCACCUUACUUCACUGCAUUUGGAAGCUUAACACCAAAUUUGUUUAACGAUUCUGAAACUUCACAGCGAGUCGGAAUUAGUUUGUCUCUCCCACAAACUGUGGGCGGUGACUAUGGCUCAAAUGCAUUAUCUAACAGCACUCACCAUGCUGAACAUUUCAACAGAGGCAAUGAAGUCUCUGACACUGGAUUUUCUGAAAUUGGAGAUUACACUGAGACUCCAAAACCAUCAAGUGCCCCUCCUAUGGGCAAUGGGGAUUCCAAUUAUGUUUAUUUCACUUCUGAAGCGCACAGUCUUCCAACGUACUUGAACACUGUAUCAGGUGCAUUGGUGAGCCAAGAGAGCCAUGAGUCAAACAGUCGAGAGGUAUUGACUUCUGUUGCCAGGCAACCCAUGUCCAUAGACAAUGCACCUACUCAAAGAGCAUCUAAUGUCCAGGCACAGGAUGGCCAGGACCAAAACUCAUCAGAGGAGGGUGCUGUUGGAGGCUCAGUCCUACCAAGUUUUGACUUGAGCAGAGCAUCUUAUCCUCAGUUUGCCAGCAGUACUGCUCGAAGAACAACAUUUAAUGGUUGGAAUCCUGACCAUCCACAGAGACCAGAGGAUCUUGUUACCGGAGGAUUCUUUUAUGCAGGUAAAGAAUCAUUAAUUUGGGGCCUUGUCUUAAAUGACUCAUUAUUUUGAAUUCUUUUUAAAAGGAUGUGAGAGAAUUUUAGAACUGAAAUAUUAUUACAAAAUAACUUGUCCAGCUUAGAACUGUCUAUAUGAGUUGGGUUGUUUUGUUGGUUUUUUUUUCAUUCUUUCCUACUCCCCAAGAAUGGCCUACAUGUUUGGCUGGGGAAUCCAUUCCAGUUUGCUUUAAAGCAACAGUUUCCCUAAUUGUAGUCUAUUGCUUCUGCCUAGGUGCUCAGAAACAAGUUCAGCUUUUUCCUGAUAUAUAUUUGAAUACUCCAUUAUUUGGUCAGACAUAAUUAUUGCACAAUGUUAUAGUGUUGAAAAAUAUGCCAUCAGACUCAUAAUUAAUGUGAUGCUAGUAAAUAGGCAAAGGUUUUAGACAUUGAUAACUGCCAUGCUAUAGAUCUAAUUAAGAGCUGUAAAUGCAGAUACUGUUUGAAUGUCUGAUUUUGCUGAGAGAAAAAAAAAAAUCAAAAUUUUAAUUUAAAAUUCACCAUCAGUGUGUUUCUCAAUUUUGACCAUAUAUAAAUAUCCAACUCACCACAGCAAUAUCAUCAUUUUCAGAACUAAUCCCUACGAUAUUUUAUAAGAAUAAAACUUGUUUCAGGUUACGCUGAUUGUGUACGGUGUUUUUACUGUGGCCUUGGUCUCAAAUACUGGCGACCCAACGAUAUACCAGCAUACCAACAUGCCAGAUUCCGUCCUCAUUGUGUGUAUAACCGUAUGUAUAAAGGCCAAGAAUAUAUUGACAGAGUUCAGCAAGAUAUCCAAAAUGAACAAGUAAGAGCUUUACUUUAAUGCACAUAUUGAGUAAAUUCAAUUUUUAAAAGUCUUAAAUUUAUUAAACCAUCUUCAUUUCAAAUCUGUAAAUUGUUAUAAAUGUUAAAAUAUUUCUACCAAGCUAUCUGGAAGGUUUUUUUUAUUACUCCUCAAAAGUUUUUUUUUUUUUUUUUUUUAAAUUAAAUUUCGUUCAUAACAGACACAGGUUAAUCAGACAGGUUCAGAAACCACACAAACACCCUCGGUACCAACCCCUUCCACUCCUAUCACUGCUGGAUCCACCAACUCCUCCUCAACCAGUAAGAAAGAGUCAUAUUAUAGAGAUAGUCGUUUAAUCCAUUACAUUAUUUCCCCAUUUUACUAUCGUUUUCCAAACAAUGUUCCUUUCGUAUGAUAAUAUUUAAAUAUGAUAUUUUCUUAGUACCAAAUUUUAAUGCAUUUGUUAUUUGAGCACAUCAUUAAUUUGGACCUGAUGAAAGGAAGGCUGUGACAAACAAGCCACAGUUCAUCACAUUCAGUUGCAUUUGAAUUGGUUGUUCAUUCUUCAUUAGGUUGCAUCCAGGCCUCAGUUUGGGAAUCUUUUUAUACAGAUCACUACAUAAUUAAAAAUUAAGUAAGUUAGAUGUCAUACCUAGCAGUGAGAAUUUCUUAUGCUCUCUAUACAUAAUUUACCUAAUGCUAAAAAUAGGUGAUCCAGAACAUGCCUAUUUAAGGUUAACAGUGGCACAAGAGGCUCUGAGAGCUGGAUGGCGCAGUGAACAAAUAAUUCAAGCUAUCAGUCACAUUGUAGAAGAGAUUGGUAAGUUUUAGCUAAUUAUCCGAAAUUUUUCCAGUAGAUUUUUGAAUUCUGAAUAGUUGUUCUUGAUUUAAACAUACUGCUUCAAUCUCGUAACAUUAAAAUAUAAUGAUUUAAAAAUCUGGUUAGUUUUCUUACUGUGCAAUAAAAUUGAUAAAUUGUGUGCUUUACAGAAAUAUAUUUUUUUUAAAAUGUGAACUCGGGAACACUUCUUUGUAAUAAAAAAAUCUGUUUAUGUGUUGUUGUUUUUUUUUAGGUAUUACCAGUCAGAGCAUUCAGCUGGAUAUUUUAAUAGACGUGUUAGUCUCCUUGUACUCUGCCAAUGAUCAGCCCGAGGCACCUAAUCUAAGCAGCGGUGAUAGUGAUUCUGCUGGUGAUAGCAGUAGGAAUAUAGGUGACAGACCUGUGGAUCCAAAUAUUGCUACUGUCCGUCCUACCAUUCCAGGUGAUUAUUUUUAUUGCCCUUGCGCUACUUGUAUAUGGAAAUAUUGUUGCUAUUUUUGAAGUGUGUGGCCCUAAUGCCCUUGUACAUACCCCUAGCAUCCUCAUUGUGGGAAGCCAAUUAGAUACAUUGGCAAAGGUCCAACCAGUAAGAUUUAGCACAGUGGCAGGCAAUCUGCAGGGAUAUUUGUUUUUCAUUUUGAAGAGCCUAUUGUGUAUAAGCGCAAAGUACAUCCUUAUAGUUAUAGGCAAGUAGGGCUAUUCUCUUUUUCUGAGUUGCGGGUUCCAUCACAUCCCAAUGCACCUCGUACCAGUCAUUAUUUUUAUGCUCACUUUUCCCAUAGGCGGAAAUGGCUGAAUCGUACACAGGAUCUCAUAAAUGAGUCCUCUUAGAGUCGGUAGUGUCAACAAGGUGACCCUUUAGAAUAUUAUAUAAAUAUUCUGACCACAGCAUUGAUUUAUUUAUAUCUUGUCUUCAUUCAAACUGAUAUAAUUACAUGCUAACAGAAACAUUAAAUACAAGGGCAAUUCUGAUUGCUUUAAAGCUCUGGAUCCUAAGCCAUGGGUCACCACCAAAUGGGGUCACAGAGAGUUUUUUCAACGGUUGCUACAUGAAACAGUUACUAUAUGUGGCAAUGUGCCAUGUGCCACUAUUUGCAACUGCUUUUAGGUAACAUUUUAUAUGCGGCAGUAUGGAACAGAUAGGAAUAAGAGAAUCCACUCUCAUAGUCAUAGUGUGACUGCUAAGGGUAACCCCAAGCACGUACACAUCCAUGGUCAUUUAACGUAACACUAUGCCGUGUACUGGCCUUAAAUUUUAUGUAGGUUAUUUACACGCAGGAAUAACCAUCCCUGCUCCGGGGUUGACCCAUGGUCAGCUCGGGACGCGGGUUCCCUGUGACUGUGUGUGUGGAGGAGGGUGGCGAACUGGGACUUGAGGUGUGUACAUUUUUUUUGAGAUUGUGGUGUGGAACAGAUGCGUCGGGUCGGCGGCAGGUGUGAGAGAUUUUCCUGUCGGCUUAGUCAACGGAUUGUACCUUACAUUAAAAAGCUAUAGUUCUCAGACCUGAUUGUUUUAUUGUGAUUUUAUUUAAACUGUAAGCUACGUCACCACUCGGCUACAGUUUUGGCGUUGUCGGCAGGGUUCUUAGAGAACAGUUUUAAAGAAAAGGUAACACAAUCAUAGACAGAACACACAUAGACCGACCGGUGGAGAAAAGUGCAGGAGAAGUUUCACCUAGCCAACAGUCCACCCAAGCUGUCUAAAUUUAAUGGUGAGUGCAAUGCAGAGCAGUUUGUGAAGGAAGUAAGUUUAUUCCUGCAACUUCAGCCGAUCCCCGCAACCUCAGCGGUCAUCUGGAUAAUAGGUGCCCUGGAGGGACGUGCUCGUCAAGAUAUUUUGGACCAAGCUGUUGCUACGAUAGACACUCCAGAUAAACUACUGCACUUGAUUUUGUAGAACUGGGGUGAUCAUCAUGACGUCACAACUCUAGCGGCCGCAUUCUACUGUAGACAACAAUACCUUGGGGAAACUGUCGAGGACUAUGCGAAAGAAUUGCGCAACAUCUUCAUGUUAGCUAAUUCUGCACGACCUGGCAUUCUCCCAGAAGACAUACUGCGUGACGUAUUCAUCCAAAGUCUCCAACCACACACCCUACGCAGAGAUGUCAAGGCCUACGCAAGGCUACACACUAGCCGCUCAUUUGAUGACGUCCGUAGGGAAGCACAACCGUGGAUGCAUGAGUACAUUUAUGAUGUCGCCACCGCCCAGCUCUCAGCAUCACCGUCACCUUACCUGACCCAGCUGACAACACAACUUAUGGCUCGUAUUGACCAUCAAGUGGCAGCCAGGGCAGAACGGUAUAACCCUCCAUCACCUGAAAGGGACUGCAACGUCCGUUUCACCGAGUCUACACCAGCACCUAAACAUCAGCGACGACAUAAGCGUAAGCGACAACCUACGCGCACGGAUGUGUUAUGUCGUUGGUGUAGUCGUAGAGGUCACACAGAGCAGGUAUGCUGUGCCAAGAAAAAUUACAUUUCUCAAAGAAAUGGACAACCACAACACCCCAAGAGGCGAUGGUCAAAAAGGAAAUCCAAGAUGCCAUUUGGUCAUGAUGCUGCUCACGACCAGCCGACUGCUGGUCAGCAUGUGUCAACAUAUGUAAGAGAACCUGGUCAGUUUAGCCCUACUGUUGUUGGAACUAAAUCUGAGAAUGUGCGAUCCACAAACUCAGACGCAAAUACGAUUCUUAAACUUCAACCCGAAAGUGUGACUAAUACAGCUGGUCAUAUUGACCUUCGAAAUAUUAGGAAGAGAUCAACAGUUAAUUUUUCUGACACUGUUUUACGGAUGGUUCUGUUAGUGUUGCACCAAAACAACCAGCAGUUUGCCCAGAUGUUGAGAGAAGAACCGUUAUCAUGACCCACACAGUAACACUAAAAACAAAGACACACGUUUUUAAUUAUAAGGGAGAACUUCUGAAUGUUUUUGAGAAAUCUGAAAUUUUAUUAAAAAAUGAAAGUGAUCCAAUGGAAGAAGCCCAUCACAUCACAGAGGAUUCAAUCCCUACCAUGGUUUCACAUCACCAACUUCCAGUACAAUGAGUACAGGGCACCUGAACGAUAUUAGCUCAUCCUCACAAACAAGGACAUUAAGUUCAGAUUCAAAGUCAGGCCUGUCCAGUUUAGAUGCUAUCCCAUCAAGACAGGUUUCACCACAACGGCAUGACACAUGUGUACCUGUCAAUACUGCUCCCCAACAUUUAUCACACUCACGAGGUAAACACGUGACCACAACGCAAGUCGUACCUCCACCAGUAGUACCUCCACCAAUAGUACCCCGCAGAUCACUUAGCAUCGCAAAUCGAGAGAAACGGAAAUAAGGCAGUGGCACAAAAAGACACUAGUCCUAGUUGUUGUUUAUGCUAAGUGUUUUAAUUUGUUUUCAAAUAUUCGAUCGUUCUUUAAAUUUUUAUUACAAAGUAGUAGGCCCAGCGGGGACGCUGGGAUUUAAACAGUUGGGGUGGAUGUGGCAAUCUGGCACUAUUUGCAACUGCUUUUAGGUAACAUUUUAUAUGCGACAGUAUGGAACAGAUAGGAAUAAGAGAAUCCACUCUCAUAGUCAUAGUGUGACUGCUAUGGGUAACCCCAAGCACGGACACAUCCAUGGUCAUUUAAAGUAACACACAGCUGUGUACUGGCCUUAAAUUUUAUGUUGGUUAUUUACACGCGGGAAUAACCAUCCCUGCCCCGGGGUUGACCCAUGGUCAGCUCGGGACGCGGGUUCCAUGUGACUGUGUGGGGAAAAAAGGGGGGGGGGCGAACUGGGACUUGGAGUGUGUACAUUUUUUAGAUUGUGGUGUGGAACGGAUGCGUCGGGUCGGCGGCAGGUGUGAGAGAUUUUCCUGUCGGCUCUGUCAACGGAUUGUACCUUACAUUAAAAAGCUAUAGUUCUCAGACCUGAUUGUUUUAUUGUGAUUUUAUUUAAACUGUAAGCUACGUCACCACUCGGCUACAUAUAAAAAUAUUAUUUUAAAGAAAUAUAGAGUUUUAACAGGUGUUUAAAUCAAGUUUAAUUGAUUGCUAACUAUCUUUGAUGUGUUUACUCUUACUGUAUUGCUUUAAUUUUGGUAUAUUAUUGCUUUAAUUUUGGUAUAUAUCAGGGUUUAACUACAGUUCACAUUCAUUUAUAAAUAGGAACGUAUUAACUUAUUACUUAUUAUAACCUGUGAUUUCAUUUUUAACAAUCAUUAGUUAUGGUAUUGAUUUUAUUUAACUGCCCUUAACUGUUGUUUUUUUUUUUGUUUUUUUUAAAUGUAGCAUCAGUAACUUCAAAAUUAGCAGAAAGAUCUCUUGGUUUUGAGCGAGCCGAUGGAGGCGAUGAUGAUCAUGCAGAUACUAACGAAGUGAGUGAUGGGCCAAACACCCUUGAAAUGACGCAAGCUGUUGAACGGGAGAAUGCCUACCUGAGUCAAAGGACCAUGUGUGGCAUCUGUCAUGAACGCCCAGUUAGUUGUGUGUUUCUACCUUGUGGGCAUGUCAUUGCCUGUCAGCCGUGUGCAGACAUCUCAACAACCUGUAAACUGUGUCAUAAAAAUAUUGUUGCCACAGCAAAUAUUUUUUUGGCGUGAAAACACGUCAAGUUCAUAACUGGUGUAAUUAUCCUCCCAUUCCUCUGCUCUUUGAGGACAUCGAGCACAUCACCAGAAACCCUUACGCCUUCAAAGCAUUGGUAUUCACUUUUUGUUAUAUUUUUUAGAAUAAAUAAUUCAUUUCAUUAUUUAAAUCUCCAUCUUGACCAAUUUUCCUUGAAUUUCUGAGUUGUUUUUAUUUUAAGAAAAAAAAUAAUCAGGAAUUCUUUGUAAUUUGUAUAUAUAACUAAACCAAUUAAUAAAACGCUCUUACACCCUAAAGUUAUUUUUAGACCUUUUGUAUAGUUUUUUUGGGCGGCUCACUUGAUCCAAGACAUGUGUCAGUCCAAAAAUGUGUGCAUGCAACAUGGGUUGAAGGAGUAUGAACAUGAAUUUUCUUUCUUGUUGAACACUUAGAUGGUACUUAAUUUAAACAGGAGAGCUGAAGGUGAAGGAAUUGUAGCUUUUGUAGGUAUUGCCAAAAGCAUACAAAAUUCUAGUUGUAAUCUGUAUAGCCCUCAAAUAUUUAAGGAAGAAAUGUGUAUUGUUGGUGUCCUUACUGCUUAUUGUUGCGUCCAUUCAUCAUAUGCCUGACAAUUUUUUAUGUUCAAGAUAAAUCAGGGUAAUUUAAACUUAGCUCAAGGAGAAAAAAAAGAAACCCAAAUAGUGAUAGUUCAUUUUAAAAUAAUAAUAUUUAGAAAAAAUGGUUCAACUUCAACUUUUAAGAAAUAUUCAUGGAGACAAAGUUGAUAUUGUCUGUUCAUACUAUUGGUUUAACAGGUAGUUAAACAAGCUCUUAAUGUCUGCAUUGUCUUGUCUAGACUUUUGACCAUACAUGCUCUGACAUUUUUAACUUGAUUAAAAAGUUUAUAGUGAUUACAAUGGCCACGUCUUGUAGAACAGUAUUAAUUUGUCCUAAAUUCUGACGCAGGAUUUACUUUGUUUUUUUAAACUUUUUCAAUGUAGUAUAAUAGUAAUGUUGAAAGUAUAGCAAUCAGUAGCAUGUACUGGCUGCAGUAGCUUCGGGAGUGUAGGAUUGAUUAUGUUUCCUUGGAAUCUUCAAAAAAUGGAACUGUUUAAAAGCUAAUUGAGUAGAUUCAAACAAUUGUGAAUGAUGGCCGUUUGAAAUAAACUGCUGUUGAUAUUGAAACAAAGUAGGGGCGUCUACACAAUACCACACACAAUCACUGUCUUCAUACCAUGUAUGUCAUUGCUUCUGGAAUAAACACAGAGCUACCAAAAAUUAAAACUAAGUUAAUCUGCCAUGUUGAUGAAACAAUCAAUGAGUGUUUGAAUUGAAGAGAGUGUUGUCUCAAAGCUUCGUCAUCUCCUUAUAAUCACACAGCUUGUGUGUUUUAAGAUUGCUUUAUACAUUUUCUUAGCACUUUAACAUUUAUGGGAAAUGUUGUAUCAUUAUGCAUAUAAUAUUUUACAUAUAUAUUUGUUAUUUCAUAAUAAUGACUAUUUGCAGUAGUUCUUUGCAGUCACUUGAAUAUUAUUUUGACCGUUGAAAAAUAUUUAUCAUAUUAAUUGUAUAAUCUACAUUAAAAAAUGUAAUUAGGUUAUCCAUUCUUUUUCUAGCUGUUCAACUACAAUAAAUAUUGUGCAAAUGUGUGACAACUUUGUUAAUCAUGUAACCAGGGUUGAAGAAAUAUUUUAUUAGAUGACAACCAUUUAUAUUUGUAUGAUUAUGAUCAUUUUAAUGUAAACAAACAACCAUUGUGAACAACCUAUAACAAAGUGAUUCAUAUUCGAGAAUCACUUUAAUUUCCAAUAAUUAGUGAUUGCAAUGUUUGAAUGACUGAAUAUCAUUAUCCUCAUUUUAUCAUCAUGACAUUCAGCAUUAGUACUCAUAACAAUUAUGGACUUUGAAUGAUUAUGCCAGUCAAGUGAGAAAGAAAUGUAUAAAAAUUGAAUAUUUAUUUAUUUAGGCAUUUUUAUAUAGCGCUUACCUUAAAGCUCUAAGCGCUUUACAAUUAUUAAAAACAUGUAAACUAACUAAAAUAAAAAUGAGACAUUAGGAUAGUAACUACUAUACUAUAGAAACAAUUAAAAUGGCUAUAAAACGAGGACACUUUGGCACGAUAUCAUCAUGAGCUUGUGACAAUCAGGAUCUUAUCCGGGUACAUCUCUUUGAUGCAACAGUUUAAGCCAUUACAGUAUUGAUAUUGAUACAAUGGGCAUUAACAUGAUAGUCUGAUUAUUGUAUUUCUUUAUAUUCUUCUUACUAUGAAUGUAAUAGUCAGAAGAUAAUAAUAUUGACAUUCCCUAUUAAACUAAAAAUGCUUACUUGUCAUUUCAAACUGCUCACUGAUGUUGGU